Syngnathoides biaculeatus (alligator pipefish) is the source of this 3970-nucleotide messenger RNA. RefSeq names its product leucine rich repeat and Ig domain containing 2b (gene lingo2b). The transcript is spliced from 2 exons. Gene Ontology annotation, cellular component: plasma membrane. NCBI's taxonomy places the organism in Eukaryota, Metazoa, Chordata, Actinopteri, Syngnathiformes, Syngnathidae. The record is from RefSeq and is a predicted model, not a curated record. Bases 640 to 2505 code for a protein of 621 amino acids. Gene Ontology annotation, molecular function: protein binding.
UGCUGGAGAAAAAUUCCUUGUGUGGUUUUACACACUUGGCCAAUCAAGCUGAUUCUGAUUUCUGUAAUAAAUUACCCCCCAACAUUAAUAAUACAAAUAUAACGUCAAUGUAAGCUAUUGUCCAUUUAUGAAUGGAGUUUCAUUUGAAUUCACGCUUUUACUCUGAAGGUAUAUAUACACAUCAGUUUUUGUGCUGCUGCUUGCUUGAUCAUGCUCUCUCUUCCUCUCUCCCUCUAUCUUUUUCAUCCAGCACUGUGUAGAUACCUCGCAAAAUGUGGAGUAGCAUCGGGAGGGAGGAGCUGCAGGGCAGCUGAGGAGAAGAAAACAUACGAGAAAAUAAAUCCCCCCCAAAAAAACUUUUUUUGUGCAGGUAGUUUUUCCAAGGAAGUGCAUGGCGACCAACUCAGACAGAGGAUUGUCUUCGCAGUCAGUGCAAUUGUGUUAGUUAGAGGGUUGGAGUGUGUGUGACAGAGAGGGAAACUCUGUAAGUGUGUUUGUUUAUGUGUGUGUGCACGCACCCCCGGGCACGCACCCGUCAAGACUCUUCUUCCGCGAUGUAAAGGUGGAUUUUGACAUAUGAAGGAGCAGGUAACCAGGGCCUGAUCGUGAUGCUGUCCUGGACGCAUAACGAGCUGUGCGAUGAGAGUAGGCAACGUGGGUAAAAGAGUCAUGCAACGCCCAGCCCCACACUACUACAUCCUCCUGGGUGGGAUAGUCUUGCUUUUUCUGGCUAGGUUGACCCUGAGUUGCCCUGCUCGAUGUGAAUGCUCUGCCCAGAGCAAGUCAGUGAGCUGCCACCGCAAGCGUCUAAGCACCAUUCCUGAAGGCAUCCCCAUUGAAACUCGACUCCUGGAUCUCAGCAAAAACAAGCUACGCAUAAUCACACCCGACAACUUUUCUUCAUUCCAGCUUCUGGAGGACCUGGAUCUCAGUGACAACCUCAUCAGUGUAGUGGAAACUGGAUCAUUCCGUUCUCAACUAGCUCUACGAUCCCUGAAUCUUCGCAGUAAUGUGAUCCAGCUGGUUCCUGCCGGUGUGCUGUCUGGCCUGACGAACCUCACUCAACUUGACCUCAACCACAACAGACUUGUGGUUCUACUAGACCAUGCCUUUCAAGAUCUGCGCAAGUUGGCAUCCCUUGAGGUGGGUGACAAUGAACUUGUUUUCAUUUCUCAGAGGGCAUUCAUGGGAUUAACUGGGCUCAAAAGUCUGACACUGGAACGUUCCAAUCUCACCGUGGUCCCUACUGAUGCUUUGGCACAUCUGCACAACCUGGUCGAACUACGUUUGCGCUAUUUGAGCAUUAGUUUUCUCAAGCCUUUCUCCUUUAAAAGGCUAUUUUGUCUCCAACGACUCGAGAUUGAUUUUUGGCCCAGUUUGGACACACUACCCCCACUGUCACUGCAUGGCCUCAACCUCACAACAUUGUUCAUAACCAACACUAACUUGUCUGCCUUCCCUGGGGCAGCAUUGCGCCAACUGCCCUACCUCACUCACCUCAACUUGUCAUUCUCCCGAAUUCAGCAUAUCCAUCAAGGAGAGCUUGGGAACCUCCCACAUCUGAAGGAGCUCCGUCUCCAAGGGGCUCAGCUGCUCUCAAUUGAACUAUUUGCAUUUAUUGGCCUCAUAUCUUUGCAACUGCUGGAUGUGUCACAAAAUCGCCUGGACUCUCUGGAGAGAGGAGUUUUUGCAUCACCAGACAGCCUCCAGAGGCUUUGUCUGGGUGGAAACCCAUUGGUGUGUGACUGCAGAUUGCUUUGGUUGCUGAAUAGUUACAAGCCCCCCUCCCUUCAUAUACUUGAUAUGCAGCCGGAGUGCAGUGCCCCUGAGUACCUGCUGGGGAAAACUCUGCGUGAGCUCAAGGAACCUUUGGUCUCUCAAUACAUGACCUGCACCAAGCCUCGAAUUGGACCAAACAUAACACAGCUGCUGAUGACUGACGAGGGUCAGCCUGCCCGUUUGAGCUGCAUGGCAGAGGGAGAACCAAGACCCUCAGUGGUCUGGAUUACACCUCUCAGACGCUACAUAACAGUCAAAAGCAGUGGCAGGGUGGAAGUCAAACCAGAUGGCACCCUAGAGAUCAAGACUGCAGAGCUGCAUGACAGCGGGGUAUACUUGUGUAUUGCAAGUAACCCUGCUGGCAAUGCCAGCUUGUCUGCCUCUUUAGCUGUGAAGAGUCUGGGCAUUAGAGACACCUCUUACAAUAGCAACAGGAGCUCAAAUUAUUUGACAAACUCUAACAGCACUAGGGGGAAUGGAACAGUGUUGUACAACAUGACAGUCCCCAUAGACAUUAAGACUAUCAUUAUAUCCACAGCCAUGGGCUGCCUUUCCUUUCUAGGUGUGGUCAUUUUCUGCUUCCUGCUUCUGUUUGCCUGGAGCCGAGGGAAAGGACGUCAUAAGAGCAACUUUGAUAUUGAAUACGUCCCACGCAAAACCAAUGGGAACUCAACUGAAGUGACAGAAACAAGUGGGCCUCGACGGGUCAAUAUGAAAAUGAUUUGAACAUGAAGCGGACUGAUGCACACAAUACCAACAACAAUAACAACAACAAUCCAGUGCGGAAAAGGUUUUCUAUAACAGUGAAAUUGUGACAAAUGAUGUAUUAAUAUAGUGGUUGUCGAUGAAGGUGAUCUUGUGAUCAUGUGAAUAUCAAAGUCAAACCGUGAACGUGUUUAUCUGAAAUAUGAAAUUAUGUCCUUACAUUACAUGAAUAUAAUACUAUAACCAACAUAUCAAUAUGGCAGUGAUCUAGUGUUGCACUUGGCAUGUGUAUCAGUGGUGAUGUGAUGAGAAAUUACGUUGUCAACUAUCCCUGACAUCAAAGCGAAGGACGGAGCCACUGGGGGUGGAGGGGCUAUUUGGAAUGCAGUGAUAGCUAUCAUUGCUGCAAUAUGUCAGAACUAAAUUGUCUAAUACCCAUCUAAGCUGCAGCGUGGAAGGUGUGUGCUGUAAUCAUGUGUGCGUGCAUUGGUGCAUGCAUGUUGCAUUUAUGUCUUUCUUUGUGCAUGUGCACGCAUUGCCUUUCUUAUGUAAGAAUAUUAAUAAGAUGGGGGCCAAGCCUUUGUUAUUGUUGGGUCAUUGUCAAUGCUGGGUAAAACAGGAUUUUACAUGUUUUGUCUGGAAAACUCCCACUUAUUCUUAAAAACAAAUGCUGCAUCCAUUUAGAAAUAGUUGCCCUCAUGCAAUGGAGUCCAACAUAAGGGGAAUUAACUCAGGGGAACAUUAUGCUGUAAUUUAAUGUGAGGUGUGAGCUUUGUCUUGUCCAUAGAAUUCACUUUCCAGCAGGACAAGACAUUUCUCCUUAGAAAUAAAACUUGUCAAAGACGUUAUCACAAGAGAAAAGCUUCCAGCAAUGGCCUGUUAAAGCUGUUUCAUAAGAUAAUAAGUCACAAGCAGUUUUUGCUGCCAAAAAAAAAAGAAGACAUCCCUUGACAUAAUAUAAAGGACUCUGUGGCUGGACGCAAAGAUGUACUGGCUUGAGCCCUCUUUGGGACAAGACAAAGCUCAACCUCACAGAUUUAUGGCUUGAAUUUCCCUUCAUAUUUCUUUGAUCAUACCUCUUCAAUUCCUUACUGGGGUUCCAGGGGGCUCUGGUUACUUAAUAGGUGUCAAUUUCGAGUUUGUAGUAGAAACUUGUAAUGUUACGUUUCUUUGUUGGAAAAUACUUUCAAGUGUCUGUUGUGUGGAGUGAUGGCAAAACAAUUAAGGGCAGAUCUUUGUAUUACAGGGAUGUGGGUGUUUAUUUGUGGAAUUUUGUUGUGAUAUUAUAAGAAUUAAAACUUGUAUAAUUGUUUUCAUAUGACAAAUCUAUGUUUAUAUUUUCAAGCAAAAAUAAAUAUAAAACAUAACCCUAUGUUUACUAUUAGCUUGUAUUGGUUUUUAUGAAGCAAGAAAGAGUUACACACACCUCACAAAGAUCCACCUUUGUGGUUUUUGUGACCACUGUAUCAGGUCCACAACAUCUUGU